AAAAAGUAAAUUUUUUAUAUUCUAUCUCUCGCAGCCGUCGAUGCGGCACGCCGGCUCUCUCUCUCCUUCGCGCUUCUCUUGCAUCUUCUCUUCUCUCGAUCGUACCUGCGAUAUAGUGUCAAAAAAAAGAUGACUAGAGGCAAAACGAAAACAUGGUCCUCCGCCAAUUACUCAAUAAUGUCGAAAUCGAGAAAGACGAACUCUGAAUAUUAGAUCUCAGCGGAUAUUCGCAGUGAUUACGCAGAACAUGGUGCGCACUGCGUAGCAGUGGGCGCGCCUUGUGCAGGUGUGGGUGCAGUGGUAUAGAGCGCAAAGGCGGGAGCCACGGCGCCCGUGAAGUGACCACGGUGGAGGCUACUGAGGGGGCGACGUCCAGUAUCUUCGCGAUCUAGAGACGCCCUAACCACCGCCGUCGCCUCUGCCGCUGUCACCGUAGCAACCUUUAUGGCCAUAAUCACCUCUUUCAGCAUUAAGGUCUUCCUUGCCCCGCUCCCCCUCGGAGCUCUUGGAUUCUACUUAUAUGUAUACUGGGUGCGUUCCGUUUUGCGCAUAGUACGCAUUGCUUACAUCGCUAAUGCUUAGCGCAUUGGUUGCGUUUCGUUUCAUUAUACGCACGAUGCAUGCUUUGAAACGGAACGAUAUUGAACGCAUUGGAAGUGGGAAAUUAAAAUGGAUUCCACAAUAAAUUGCGCUGUCAAUGUGACAACGUUUUUAAUUGAUGAAAUGAGUGACAUGAGUAGCGAAUUAUCAAGUUGCAGUUCUGAUGAUUAUGAAAUGAGUGACGAAGAAUAUGAUAGUUCAAGUACAGGCUAUGAAUUAGAAAUUUUAUAUUCAGUUUUAAUGGUGGGCGAAACACGUGGAGAAACAGUUUAUAAAGAAGAUUUUGUUGAGAGAGUUAUUCCUGGAUACACGAGACGCGUAUUCAAAGAACAUUUUCGAAUGUUUCCAGAAACAUUUGAAGUAGUGUUACAAUUAAUCGGGCCAGGAUUAAGAGCCAUAGAUGCAUUGCCUGGAAGAAAACCAAUUUCUGCUCAAAAACAACUCCUCAUUGCAAUUUGGUUCAUGUCCACUCCUGACUCUUAUAGGUCUGUAUCGACGAAAUUCGGAGUUGGAAAAGCAACUGCAUUUAGAGCAUUAAGACGAGUAACAUAUGCUCUACAUUGCAUUGCUCCUCAGUUUAUUCAAUGGCCUAAAAAUGCAGUUGCCACAAAAGUAAUGGAGAAAUUUGAACAAGCUUGUGGUGGUUUUCCAAAAGUAAUAGGUGCUAUUGAUGGCACUCACAUUAAGAUUCGUGCUCCAAAAGAAGAUCCAGACUCGUACAUAAACAGGAAAGGCUUUCACUCAAUAAAUGUACAAGUUGUCUGUGAUUCGUUUGGACUUUUCACCCAUUGCUACGCCGGGCAUGUGGGAUCUGUGCACGAUGCAAGAGUUUUUCGGAAUUCACCAGUGGCAGAUUUUCUUCAAUUACAUGAAAUUUACUUUCCCGAUAAUUCUCAUAUUAUUGGAGAUGCUGCGUACGGUAUUCAUCCACAUGUCAUGGUACCUUUUAGAAAUAAUGGUCAUUUAACUAAUGCGCAAAAAAAUUUUAACUAUUGUCUGUCAUCUACGCGAAUGGCAAUUGAACGAGCAAUAGGUCAUCUGAAAGUUCGUUUUAGAAUUCUCUUAGACUGUUUACCUUUAACAGACACCCUACAAAUUCCCGAAUUUAUUUUGGCCUGUUGUGUAUUACACAACAUUUGUAUUUUGCAAAAUGAUAUAAUCGAACUGUUGGGUAUAUGUACAAAUGAAGAAGAAGAAGUAAGACCUAUUUUACAUGAUAAUGCAGUUGAAUUAGGAAAUGUUAAAAGAAUUGAAAUUAUGAAUGCUUUACCGAGGAAAAUAUAAUAUUAAAGUGUAUGUAGUAUACUCGACAACAUUAUGUAUAUAAUAAUAAA
Nylanderia fulva is the source of this 1934-nucleotide messenger RNA. Lineage: Eukaryota; Metazoa; Arthropoda; Insecta; Hymenoptera; Formicidae. The record is from RefSeq and is a predicted model, not a curated record.